AUGCCUGGGUUCGGACAAGCAAGCAGCCUCGAUGCGUGGAAGGCCCUCGAGCAGCACCAUGCCACCACCGGCCGCCAUAUCUCGCUGAACGAGGAGUUCAAGAAGGACCCCCGGCGGUUUGAGAAGCUCUCUCGCACCUUUAACAACGAGGCAGACAAGUCUGAGACCCUCUUCGACUUCUCCAAGAACCUGGUCACGGACGAGACGCUCGCUCUGCUGGUCAAGCUGGCUCAAGAGGCCGGCGUCGAGAAGCUGCGAGACGACAUGUUCAAUGGAGAGCCCAUCAAUUUCACCGAGAACCGCGCCGUCUACCAUGUUGCUCUUCGGAAUGUGACCAACCAGCCAAUGCAGGUUGGCGGGAAGAGCGUGGUGGAAGGCGUCAAUUCGGUGCUGGAGCACAUGAAGCAGUUCUCAGAGCAAGUCAGGAGCGGAGAGUGGAAGGGAUACACUGGAAAGAAGAUCAAGACCAUCAUCAACAUUGGCAUUGGCGGAUCCGACCUCGGCCCUGUGAUGGUCACGGAGGCGUUGAAGGCCUACGCUGAUCGAAGCCUUGAUAUCCAUUUCGUCUCUAACAUCGACGGAACACACGUAGUCGAGGCACUACGGACUUCGGACCCCGAGACUACGCUCUUCCUCAUCGCCUCCAAGACCUUCACGACGGCAGAGACGACCAUGAACGCUCACACGGCCAAAGACUGGUUCCUCCAGACUGCCAAAGAUGAAGCACAUAUCGCCAAACACUUUGUGGCCCUGUCCACCAACGAGGAAGAAGUGACCAAAUUCGGGAUCGACAAGAAGAACAUGUUCGGCUUCGAGUCCUGGGUUGGUGGCCGAUACUCUGUCUGGAGUGCCAUCGGCCUCUCCGUUGCCCUGUACAUCGGAUACGAUAACUUCCACCAAUUCCUCGCAGGUGCCCAUGCCAUGGACAAGCAUUUCCGCGAGACUCCACUAGAACAGAACAUCCCCGUUCUCGGAGGUUUAUUGAGCGUCUGGUACAGCGACUUCUUUGGCGCCCAGACCCACCUCGUCUCUCCGUUCGACCAGUAUCUGCACCGCUUCCCGGCCUAUCUCCAACAGCUGUCAAUGGAAAGUAACGGAAAGGCGGUCACCCGCGAUGGCGAACAUGCCAAAUACACCACAGGCCCCAUCGUGUUCGGCGAGCCAGCCACCAAUGCCCAGCACAGCUUCUACCAGCUCCUGCACCAGGGCACAAAGCUCAUCCCGACUGACUUUAUCCUCGCAGCUGAAUCCCACAACCCCGUCGAGGGCGGCAAACAUCAGCGCAUGCUGGCAUCCAACUUCCUCGCGCAGUCAGAGGCCCUGAUGGUCGGCAAGUCUCCCAGCCAAGUCAAGGCCGAAGGUGCCCCUGACGAGCUCAUCUCCCACAAGACUUUCCUGGGCAACCGGCCCACGACCUCCAUCUUGGCCCAGAAGAUCACACCGGCAACCUUGGGUGCUCUGAUCGCUUACUACGAACAUGUAACCUUCACCGAGGGCGCGGUGUGGAACAUCAACUCCUUCGACCAGUGGGGUGUCGAGCUUGGAAAGGUCCUUGCUAAGAAUAUACAGAAGGAGCUGGAGACGUCUGGUGCUGGCGGUGACCAUGACGCUUCGACUAGCGGGCUGAUUGCGGCUUUUAAGAAAAAGGCUGCUCUUUUUGAUGACGGCCAACAUGUCACCGAUGUAGCCGGGAAAUUACAAUAUAUACCUUUCUCCGUGUGCAACGAGACCGGCACUCCCCUCGCAUUCCACUACGGUAUCUCCGAGACGAUAACCUGCACCAUAGACUCCUUAUCCGACUCUCUCUACCAUCUCCUAGAAUACUACAUCCACUCCGACGUCCCUCUCGCAUGCCGCAUACCUACCUCCCCACUAGCCGGCUCUCAAUCUAAAUUCACUCCGGGGAAAGAUGACAAGGGUGUCAAGGGUGACGAUGGCGGCCUCUCCUCGACCCCCUUCACCCCCAUGACGAUUGCGUUACAGGGAACACUCCAAUACAGCCACCUACACAUGUGGACUGAUAUGAACGUCCUCUUCCAUCGAUCAACCACCAUACCUUCGAAAGAUGCGAAGCCAUCCAAGCACCGCAUCAAUGGGCAGGUCGUGGCAGGAUCCGCCUAUUCAUUUCCCCUGACGGCCAAGAAGAACAAGGAAGGGAAAGUAGACCGCAUGAUUCCUGUUCCCCUAGACCCGUGGGCGGCGGGGAAAGGCAACAAAAUUGUCCGUGGCGAGCCAUUGACGUUCACGUUCAAAGUUGGAUGGGUGGAUGAGAGUGAUGUCUCGUCGUUCUCCGCACAUCGAUCUGGGGCCUGGGGAUCAUUUAUAUCGAUGAUGUGGCGAGUGGGUAUGUUUGUCAUGGCAGGCAGUGCUGGGGCAAUCAUUGCUAUAUGGUGGGAGCGCACAAUUGGAUCGAGGCGGAAAGGAGCCCGCUGGGAUGGCGAUGGAUUGCUGGGCAGCCUACCGAGCUCGACUCGUGGGUUAUUUGGAUCACGGCGCAUUGGUGAUGCGUCAGGGGGUAUUGGUAGCAGUGCCAGUAUGAAUGGUUAUGGCGGCUAUGGUUUGAAUAGUGCUGGAGGAAGCCAUGGGUAUAACGGCUUCUCCAGCGGGAAGCGAGACUGA
Messenger RNA from Arthroderma uncinatum, 2619 nucleotides. Its product is annotated as Glucose-6-phosphate isomerase. Bases 1 to 2619 code for a protein of 872 amino acids. The record is from RefSeq and is a predicted model, not a curated record. Gene Ontology annotation, biological process: glucose 6-phosphate metabolic process; gluconeogenesis; glycolytic process. Gene Ontology annotation, molecular function: carbohydrate derivative binding; monosaccharide binding; glucose-6-phosphate isomerase activity. The transcript has 4 exons. Gene Ontology annotation, cellular component: cytosol. NCBI's taxonomy places the organism in Eukaryota, Fungi, Ascomycota, Eurotiomycetes, Onygenales, Arthrodermataceae.